CGACGCGGGAAGUCCGGACGCGGUAGCUGCCUGAAGAGGAGGCCUGAGGUAGAGGCUCGGGCCCUGGCAGCGACAAUGGCAGAGAGACCCGAGGACCUAAACCUGCCCAACGCCGUCAUUACCAGGAUCAUCAAGGAGGCGCUUCCAGAUGGUGUCAACAUCUCCAAGGAGGCCCGAAGCGCCAUCUCCCGCGCCGCCAGCGUCUUCGUGCUGUACGCCACGUCCUGUGCCAACAACUUCGCGAUGAAAGGAAAGCGCAAGACACUGAAUGCCAGUGACGUGCUCUCAGCCAUGGAAGAGAUGGAGUUCCAGCGGUUCAUUACCCCGUUAAAAGAAGCUCUGGAAGCAUAUAGGCGGGAACAGAAAGGCAAGAAGGAAGCUUCAGAGCAAAAAAAGAAGGACAAAGACAGAAAAACAGAUUCGGAAGAGCAAGAGAAGAGCAGGGAUGAGGAUAAUGACGAAGACGAGGAAAGGCUGGAAGAGGAAGAACAGAAUGAAGAGGAGGAAGUGGACAACUGAAUAUGGUGGGGAGACUGGCACCUUAGAAGGUAUUACUCUGAAACGUGGUACAUGUUUAUGUGAAGCUCUUUCCUGCUGGUCAGAGUAGUCUUAGGCAGAAGUGCCUGAGAGGAUCAAAAUAAAAACUGACUAGAAUUAUCACCAAAACCAGCGCUUCCCAGACUCAGAGCAUCUGAGUAGCAGAAUCCUGUUUUGCUUAAUCAGUCUGAAGGUUAUGACUGUUUGGAACGAGAGAUUCAGAAUGGCUAAUUAAAUUAGUCAAAGUGAUCUCUUCUGUUUACUUAUAUGUAUGGUUUUUGAUCCCCAUUUCCCCUGCCCCCCAAAGGUAAUAAUAACUCUCGUGCUGCCUGCUGUGUCCCAGAUCACAGAGGCAGUCAAGGCUCAGGAAAAAUGGGGGCUUUGAUCAUGGUCAAUCUAUGUUUGAUCGUACAGUACUUGGCAAUAGUAGCUUAUGGAGAGUGGUCAGAAUGGUUUAGUUUCAGGAAACUACUAAAAAGCUGUGGGAGAAUAAUGAAAUCUGUUGUGUGUUGUCUCUUCAAUUAGUGACAGUAGCCUUAAUUGAAUUUUGUUUUCUAUAGACCCCCUUAGUCUGGAGCCCUUCUGUAUUGUCCAUAGACAUUCAACCUGCUGGCAUGGCUGCACUGUGGGUACUUAUGCUCUUAAAUGAGCAGUAGAUUGGAAUUAGUCAAGCAAGGGUGCCAGUGUCUUACUUUUACAAAACAAAUGGCUUAGUCUUAGAUGUACCUUUCUGCCUGCCACUGUACAGCUCUAGGAUUUAUUGUCACCUACUGGAAGGUGUAAAAUCCCAGGCUUUCUCUACUUGUAAUCGAUCUCCCAAACUUGUGACUAUGGUUUUUUUCAUUCUUCAAUUCAUGAUGUGUUCCAAACUUUAUUUCCUCUAGGAACAACUUUCUCCUCCCUCUGUGCUUCUCCCUUCUUGUCUCUCUUCUGCCUCUCCUCUGCUUCCCAUUCCCACUUUUUCUCUCCCUUCUUUUCUCACUUCUUCUGCCAAUCUAGGAACUUUGAUGACCUGCUUAAUAUCCCAAAGCAUGGGUUCUUCAGUUCCUUAGUUCUGAUCUCAUCUCUUUUAAAAAUGAUUUUGUGAAACCCCCUUGAACCUUAAGGGAAAUCUGAUGGUGCUCAGGAAUAUAAUUCCCUCCCAAACCAUCCCAUUAACUGCUUCUAAAGUAUCUCUGUUGGCCGUCUUAGCCUUUUUCUCUUUCCAUUCAGUGCUCCAAGCACUUUUUUGCCUCUAAGUUGAGUGCUUGGGGUUUGACAGGUAGUGAAGUGUAGUUUGACACUGUUAACUUGUUAAAUGAGUACAGUGAAAAGUUUGUUGAUAAAUGACUGAAGAAUUUUGAGAGGAUUAUAAUGGUUUGUACAAAUAAAGAACAUUCUUGUUAAAA
This is a messenger RNA of Cynocephalus volans (Philippine flying lemur), 1925 nucleotides long. RefSeq names its product DNA polymerase epsilon 3, accessory subunit (gene POLE3). Gene Ontology annotation, biological process: DNA damage response; leading strand elongation; heterochromatin formation. The transcript has 4 exons. Gene Ontology annotation, molecular function: protein heterodimerization activity; chromatin DNA binding. The record is from RefSeq and is a predicted model, not a curated record. Gene Ontology annotation, cellular component: CHRAC; epsilon DNA polymerase complex. Lineage: Eukaryota; Metazoa; Chordata; Mammalia; Dermoptera; Cynocephalidae. The coding region runs from base 76 to 519 and encodes 147 amino acids.